GCACAAAUGAUUUUCAGCGCUGGGGCGCAUAGAUUCUUCCAUACACCUUUACCGCACACUAACAUUUCCCCUCUGGCAGCUCCUCCUCCUUCUUCCUUCUUAUUCUCUCUGUGAUUAAUGGAUUAGAGGAAUUUCUUACAGCAUUAAAUAAACAAAACCCACCAACAUAAAUUCUCGAAAUUCCCACGCUGCAGUGCUUGUCUCAGUUGUCUGCCGUCCUGCAAAUCAACCCAUCACAACAACAAAAAAACCGCUUAAUCCACGAAACUUCUCGAAACUUCCCCUUCACUGGUGUCUCUUUGAUCCUCUCUGCUCUCAGCUUUGGGAGCUAGCAGCUCUCACCGGAGAGAGUGAUCAUCGUCGCCGACGAGGUAAUUGUCUUGUGUACGACGCUUAUUUCUGUUACUCCUCGUAUGUGCUUUCCUUUUUUUGUGUUGGUUGUUUGAUUGGUGACUAUUUCUCGAUUCCGGGUUUCGUUGUUUGGUUGGUGGGGAAAUGGUAAUUGGGCAAGUGUGGCUGUGGUCUUAGCUGAGGGGAAAUGAAGGAAAGAUGGGAUCUUUUUUAAUUGUGGUUGAUUUGUCUUUCUUGGUCUGGUUUUAAGCUCCAGCUGGACACUUUGAGCCAUUGUCAUUGCAUAAUUCCUGCUAUUUUUGGUACGGAUGUUAUGGGCUUUGUCCCCCAACUCUGCUGUUAAGUUAAACCAUAAGAAAAGCUUUGUUGGGUUGGGGUUUGCUUGUAAAGAUUGCCUCUGAAUUGUGACUUUACGCGAACUGAAAGCUGUGGUUUUGGUAUGGUUUGGGGGUGGGUUUUAGGCUAUGGUAUUGGGAAAUGUGGGACUGUUGUUGAACAAGUGGCCUUAGAACUUUCCCCAAAACCUAGUUGUGAUGAAGAAAUGGUUCUUUUCUUGUGCUUGCUUGAAUCUUCAUUGUAUCACUUGGUGCAGAUUGUGUCCUAGCUCUACUAGGAUGACAGUGAAUUUUGCUCUCUCCUACCAUGCUGAACUCAUGACUCCUCACGUUUCUCUUUCUCCUUCAUUGAUUUCAAUAGCAUGUAAGUCAAACUCAUGAAGCCUAGCUGUAAUGGAAUGGCGAGACUGCUUCACUAUGACACGAAGGUAUUUGGAUCAGAGCAAUUCUCGUGCUCUCUAACGAUGGUACAGAUAUGAACAACUGAAGUACGAUUAGCACCUCGACUAGAUCUCCUGUGUCUUUAGCAAUCACCCUCAGUUUCUCAUGGCUUCUUCAGUGGAAGGUCCAGAGGAAGUUCCCUCGAAUGAGAAGGAGCAACAAAAGAGUGCUGAUAAUGUCAGACCUGAAAAGGGUGAAGAGACCGAUGAUAUCAAAACUCAUGCAUUACAGAGUCAAGAAAAAACAAUGUCAAUUGUUGUCCAUGAACAAAUUCCAAAGGAGCCUGAUGAUGGAGCAAGUGUCUCUUCCGUUGAGCGUGUGAAAGUCUUUCAUGCCACUCCACAUCCUUUACAAUCCAUUAAGGAUGGAAGAAGUCCUGCCAUACGUGAGAAAGUGUUGGAGGAUGGAUACAACUGGAGAAAGUACGGGCAGAAACUUGUUAAAGGAAAUGAAUUCAUUCGAAGCUACUACAAAUGUACUCAUCCCAGCUGUCAAGUGAAGAAGCAGUUAGAACGUUCACAUGAGGGUCAGCUCGCAGAUAUCGUUUACUUUGGCCAGCACGAUCAUCCUAAGCCUCAAGCCAAUCUCACACCAGCUCUAGGUUUUGUUUCAUCGAUCGAAGAAAGAUCCGAUGGCCCUUUGUCACCUGCUGUGAAAGUAGGGAAAGGGCGCCCCCCAAUCAAUCUCACAAAUGCCUCCCAGAUGUCCACACUGACAUCUACUGAGGAUGUGAGAGCCGUGCCAUCCGAAGUGACUAGGAAAAGAGAUGAAAUUGAUCAGGAAGAUGAUCACCAGUCUAAACGGCAGAAGAAAGCGAACCGCGGGAUUGUUGAUCCUCCUGUUGUAGACAAGCCAGCUGGUGAACCACGAGUGGUUGUCCAGACUCUGAGCGAGGAGGAUAUCGUGAAUGAUGGAUAUCGUUGGCGCAAAUAUGGCCAAAAGAUGGUCAAAGGAAAUCCUAACCCGAGGAGCUACUAUAGGUGCUCGAGUCCCGGCUGUCCAGUCAAGAAACAUGUCGAGAGGGCAUCCCAUGAUCCCAAGGUGGUUAUAACUAGUUACGAAGGAGAACAUGAUCAUGACAUGCCACCGUCAAGGACUGUUACUCACAACAUACCUGGUCUGGACGCUUGUACCUCAAACGUUCCUACCGAACAAAUCGACUGCAGCACACCAGCUUGUAACACUCCUGAUGCCAAUGCUAAACCCAAGGAACAACUUAAUGGUGCGUCGAGAACUAAAGCCAAAGGGGACAAGGGUAAAGAAGGUCUUGUUGACAAGGGGAGUGACAAGGUUUGUUCAAGUCCCAUUCACCUGAACGAAUUGAAAUCGAAAGACCAGCAGAAUGAGAAGUCAAGCGCCUUGGAGGAAAGUGAUGCUGCUGACCAUGAUUCCGAUGCCACUACAAGUUUUAUUCUUGAAGGCAGAACAAAUGACCAACACACUGGUGAGUCAAAAGAAGCAUCAGAAGAGAAUGGUUGCGAUUCCAAAGUUCAUUCUGCUGCCACUACUCAUCCAGACUGCAAACCAACUCAGCAACACAUCCCGGAUUCGGAGCCUGUUCAACUUAACUGAAAGUAGAUUCUUUAUCUUGAACUUGUGGGUGAAAAAUGAAUUGUUUGCAGACACUAUUUUUCAGCUGUGUAUUAGAUUGAGCAAUAAUUGCAGGAUGUAGAGCCAUUGUUGGGUUGGUUGUCUAAUACAUAUGGGAAGAAGACAAAGCUACAGUAAUUAUGUAACAUUUUCCUUCGUUCCUCUACUCUAAAUUCCAGCUUUUCCUUUUAAACUCUUUGCUUCAGUUUUACAAAGCUAACAAUGCCAAACAGAACCCAGCUUGGCAACUUAUAAAGCUUGUAGAGCCGAAAAAUGGCUGCCUUCCAUUCAUAGAAGAAAAACUACAGCAAAAGGCUACAACAAACAACUCCAAGCGAGAAAGUUCUACCUAGUGCCCCUUCCUUUUCUUCACUUCCAUGCACAAGAAGCAACCAAAUCACGGUUCAUCCACCCGAGAUACAACGCACCAUCCCUCACUUGAAGCCUGUACUGCUUGCAGUAAUUCUCCAGCAGUGUCUUAAUGGUAGCGUUCACCAAAGAGCUCAAAGGACACUGUGUAAACCCCGCCAUGACAAACCUUGACCUCCAUUUCCCCAGAAGCUCAAGUCUCUCCACUCGCUCUCUUCCCUCACAAGCGAUCACAUUCACAACAUCUUUAGCAAGGCAAUGCUGCUCAAUAUUUAUCCUCUCCUUGUGAUCCCUCUGGAGGGUCACGUCGAUCGACUCAAACAUGGCCGUGUAGUAGUCGAGUGUCUCUAGAAACCGAGGAAAGAACGGUGCAGUAUUUGUAUUAGCCUCCUGCUCGACAAGUGUCACGACCUUAGGUGACAACCCUUUAACCAUCCUCAGCAACCGAUCUCGAUGGUUCUCUGUAUCGACACUCUCAUCAGGCAUGUGAUGAAGCAUGAACGCAAAAUUGACAGCUAGAGCUUCUUCCCCAGCUCGAAUACCGAGAUCACCCACUUGAACUUCACAGCCAUUGAUAGCAGCAGCAUGGAACUCAAACGGCACUUUGAACGACUCAGCCAGCUUUGACAGCCUCUUCCCUACUAUAUUCAACCCUCCACCUCGUGCAUAAGCGGAAGUUGAGUCAUCUAUGGCUGUGAUACGAAUGUGUGGUGGCCCACCGGGUCUCGCUGCAAAUGCUUGAAUCAAACUCACCCACUGACUCCCUUGACCAAUCUGAAAGUCAACAAUGUGAACCCGGUUCUCAUCCUUCAUAGCUUCUGCAAUAGCCCCAUUCGCUGACAUGUAUCCAAAUUUGAGGUAAGGGCAGACUUCAUAGAGGAUGUGCAUGUAAGAGAGCAAGUCAGCACUAGCUGGUUCCUUGCACCUCAAGGCAUUGCAGAUUGAACUCCCAGAAGAGGAAAGCCGAGCAACGAGGCCUUCCAACAUGUAUGCGCCUAGCCUUUGUAUAGGCUCACCAGAAACUGACACCAUGUGGCGUAAUUCAUCGAUCAGCCAUUGUGCUAUUAAGUGGUCAUUCUCGGACACUGCCUUGGCACAGGCAACUAGGACUUGCUUUAGAUCAGCUCGUGAUAUCGCCUCCAUGAUUUUUCUCAAGCAGUCCAUCUCUGGUGACUCGCCUUCUAUAUUCAUUAAGUUAUCAGAAUCUGGCCCCAACAUUGCAGUCUCUAACUCCCUCAGCUUGUGUCUUAUAUCAUUGGCAUCAUCAGUAACACACGAGCUGCUUAAUGGAGAGCCAUAUGUAUCAGGUGGGUGUGACUGAGAAUCCUGCUGCGAGAUUGGGCUCCCACUAGGCGAAAAGUUGUAGGUACUGAAAAUGGCAUUUGGGGAAGAUGACUCCAAAGUGCAGUAUUGUUCAGAAGAGAUCUCAAAGGGGAAUUGAGAAGUUGCCUGCACGCUUCCAUUGUAGCAUAGUUGGUGAGGUAAUUGGAACUGAGGCAAGCAGUAGGGCUCGAAUUCUUGACUCGGUUGGUAGUAUAAGCCGGCGGAUGACAUUGCUGGUGACUGGAACCUCUCUGAUGCCUGCAUUUUAACUCUUCAGCAGUAUGUGCUUCUGAUCAAGCUUCAAAACUGUAUGUUAAUGAUAGAGAUGAACCACCUACGCAGCAGCAAAAAGACUAGCUCCAGGAUCUUCUGCCGAAAUUCGAAACUGGAUCUUUGAUUGUACAGGAAUCUCAAAACCUUUGAGGGGAAGAAAGAGUGAGAGAAGCAAUUUUUGGGGUGGCGGUGUGUGCAGAGGAGAAAUGGAAGACUAGAGAGCUGUCUUUGUCCUUCAAGAGUAAGAUAGACUCUCUCUCUCUCUCUCU
Messenger RNA from Linum tenue, 4951 nucleotides. The record is from the annotation of a GenBank genome assembly. NCBI's taxonomy places the organism in Eukaryota, Viridiplantae, Streptophyta, Magnoliopsida, Malpighiales, Linaceae.